Molecule: messenger RNA, 3086 nt
Organism: Pelobates cultripes (western spadefoot toad)
Lineage: Eukaryota; Metazoa; Chordata; Amphibia; Anura; Pelobatidae
Source: the annotation of a GenBank genome assembly
AUGGCAUCCCAGGUGCGUCAGAACUUCAGCAGCGACUGCGAAGCUGCCAUCAACCGCAUGGUCAACUUGGAGCUGUAUGCAUCCUAUGUGUACCUCUCCAUGGUGAGUAUACAGCAGCUCAGUACACUUUGCUGGAUGUCUUUUUCUUACAAACGUAAUACUUAUUGUCUUAAUUUUGUGCAUGUCAUAUGGUACACAUCAGGCAACUAGAGGGUUAAAUGAUGCUCAGUUUACCUACUUCAAUCCUGGCAAAUAUUAAAACUUGAUUGGAUUGAUUGGUCAAUAUAUUACGGGUAGUAAUCAAAAUCGUCAAAGUUUAAAACAGUAAAACCAAACUUAAAAAUCUAUCACAUAUCAUUUUACAGUGGAGAAGUGCAGUAUUCUUUAACUAGAGUGAGGUUGUGCAAUAGAUUUACGGCUUAUCCCCUGACUUAAUUUGGACUACAACUUCCAUCAGUCGCAGCCAGGCAUUGCUUCAUGAGCGCAGGUGCAUCUCCUAAUACAAAUAUUACCCUAAUAAGAAUAUUAAAUGUGUCUGUUAUUGUUUAGCUUUUUAUCAUCCUGAUAACUGUAGCACUGAAACAUGAACAUAAAUAUUACCCUAAUCAGAAGAACCUGCUAAACCUAAGGGCAAUGUUAAAAAAAAAAAAAAAAUGGGUCUGUAAUACUGCAGUAUUCUGAUGAAUUCAAAGCAGUGACAUAAGGGUGUUGCUCAAAUGAUUUAAAUAAUUUUGAAUUGAUAUUUUUAGUGGGUACCAAUAAAAAAUGUUAAUAUAUUCAUUUUAUUCAUAUUAAACGUGUCUAAUAUGGCUUGGUCAUAAAUUGUUUUGAUUUUUAUUAUCUCAAAAACCUGAGCCAUUAAACGUGUUAGAAUAUCACCUAUAAAUAUUUUGUCCUUAAGGUUAUAAUUCCUGUUGAAUAGGAAAAGCCUCUCCUCCAGUAUUUUUUGCGUAGCACACAGACAUAUUUUAAAAUUAAAUUUUCUACCAAUUUCUAGUUCAUUAUCAGGACCUUGCACAGUUGUGCUUAUCUUAUCACCAAAUACAUUACUUUGUACUUGGGCCCAGAUAGAAGGGGUAAAUGCAGAACAGCCUGGUGGUAAACAUUUGUGACAAAGUCUGAACUUGAUGGACCCUAGUCUCUUUUCAGCCUACAUGUAACCAUGUAACAAAAUUGAAAACUGGAUUGCAAAGUUUUGACGAAACAGAUCCAAGUUGUCGUUAUAGCCGAGUUCGAAGAUAAUUCCAAAUCAGCUAUUUUGCUUUUUUGUUAUACCUUGGCGUUUACGGUAUUAUGCUGUGGUCCUUGUGUUCUUUUAUAAAGACAUUUGAUGCCAUAUGAUUUAGAGGGUAGCAGGUUUUUAUUUUUUUUUAAACAUUGAUUUACAUAUAUCCUCCUUUAUAAAUUGUAUAUUUAAUUAAAACCUUCCUGCAGUUUAGUAAACAUUUCUGUUGCCAGGCAAUCAAACAGGCAAAACAUUCUACAAAAAAAAUGAGGAAGAAUGACUCCUCUGUGUGUGUGUAAACAAGGAAGAGUGUAUUUCUGGAUAUGAGUUUCUGCGCACAUACUGUUUGUUAGGCAUGUGUGUUUGUAUAGCAUGAGUAUUCAGUAAUCUUAUGUUGAGGUCCUGGGGGUUUAUUUACUAACCAGUGAGCUCUAGUGAAGCUACUACUGCCUCUCUGAAUGAAGACCAAUAGCACCGUCUGCUAAUUUAUUCUGUAUUUUUAAAAAUUGGAUGUCAAGUGACCAUAACUUACUGUUUCAUAGAACGCUUGGAGUCUUCUAUCCUCUAUCAGAAUUAGAUUGCCCCCUCUUGCUUGUUCUGUAUUAUAAUACAGGUAUUAUGUCUAACAUCCUGUUUCCAUCCUAUUCUCUUCCAGUCCUAUUACUUUGACCGUGAUGAUGUUGCCCUUGAACAUGUGGCCAAGGAAUUCAAAGAGCGCAGCCAUGAGGAACGGGAGCACGCUGAGAAGUUUCUGAAAUAUCAGAACAAGCGUGGUGGUCGUAUUGUCCUUCAGAAUGUGAAGGUGUGUACAAGGUGUAGUCUUGCUAACAUCUGAAUUUCUGUCCUGUACUAAGUACAAAUUGUGUAAUUCCAGUGGAUGCAUUGGGGGGAAAAAAACCUAGUCAAAUAUGUUUUGUACUCUUUUUGAUGAUAUUCAAAUAAUGCUUUGGCUGGCACAAACCUCUAUAAUGUGCUCUCUCUCAGUCCUUGUGAAUUAAUGAAGAUGAAUGACAGAAAUUGUCCUAUUGUGAUUCUAUGUAGGGGACUGGCAAAAAUAUCUGCUCACUUGUGAUUAGGUACUGAGAUACAGCAUGGCGAUACUCCAUCGGGUAGCUGCUACAAGUGCACUGGGGACAUUAUUAUUGUUAGAGUAGUAUGGAAUCCUCUGAAGUUUUCUUUGCUAGGGAAUGAGUGAUGAAACAUAUUUUAUAUAUAUAUAAAUAAAUAUAAAGAGAGAGAGAGAGAGAGAGAGUGAGAGUUAGUACUAUGCUACUAGCUAGACCUUAAAAGUCAAUCAUUAAGGCAAGUAAUUAUACUCUUUGAGAAUAAAUAGUUAUAUAAUAAUAAUAAUAAUAAUUAUAUAUAUAUAUAUAUAUAUAUAUCUCAAUGUAUUUGUAGUUUCCUUCAACAAUUUUAAGAAUCUCCUUUUCCCACCAGAAACCAGAGCGUGAUGAAUGGGGUAACACCCUGGACGCCAUGCAGGCAGCGCUGGAUCUGGAGAAGACUGUGAACCAGGCUCUCCUGGACCUGCACAAGCUGGCAACUGACAAGAAUGACCCUCAUGUAAGUGUUAAACAUUUUUGCUUGCAGCGUCGCUUUUAUCGACCUUUUUAAAAAUAAAUGGUAUUAAGUCCAACAUAUUCUUUCUCACUUUUUUAUUUUAUGGUUCUCUUUCUAAAUGUAAUUUUUCUCUAUUGUCUUAUAGCUCCAAGACUUCCUAGAGUCAGAAUACCUGGAAGAACAAGUGAAGGAUAUUAAGAAGCUUGGAGACUACAUCACCAACUUGAAACGCCUUGGGGUGCCACAGAACGGCAUGGGCGAGUACCUGUUCGACAAGUACACCCUGGGAGAGAGCAGCUAA